AUGGUUGAUCAACCAGCAUUCUCGGCCUGGAAGCUCCCUACUCAUAUCGAAAACGCCUCGGUACUUGACCUCGACUAUCUCAAAGGCCGCGUCUCAUGGAUUCGAGAUGAACUCGACCCGCUGGUUGCUCGGGAUGGUCCAAAUACCCUACGACCUGACACUGUUAUCGCUCUCUUCAAAUUCUUCGAACAGCUACGCACAUCUUACUUGAAUCUCGAGACUAUUCGCGACUCUCGCGUACACCUGGCCCUCAUCGAAAUCUCUAGGCGUGCCACCAGAUGGCCGGUCAGACUGAUCGAAGAAGCCGAAGAAAUCAUCUUCAAAUGGGAAUCUGAAUGGGGUCCACUUUCAAGUAUCAAGGCCAAUCUUUACGACACGGGCGGAAGGCUACAUGGCGUCAGUACUCCCGAGGAUAUUCAACGAGAGGCACUACUGCUCAAAUGGUCGCGCAAAGAAACCGCAUGGGUUAAUCCAAACUUCGCAAGGCGGAACGGGGACCUUGGAUUCCAACCGGGAGACUGGUGGAUCAAUACCAUGUUUGCGUUUCAUGACGGCAUUAUUGCCAACACUUCAGGUGACAGCGGUGUAACAAACUGCUACUCACAAGCAUAUGCCUUACUCCUGGCAGAUGGCGAUGAAGUCGAUUGCACAGAUCCAGCACAUUUCACAUACCGCUCGACCCCAGGAGAUUCUAGACGAUAUCGCCUUUGCGCCGGGACCCUUGCUUCCAGACGACCAAUCCGCGUGUUACGAAGCCACACUCUGCGCAGCUUCUUCGCCCCUCGCGCUGGAAUUAGGUACGAUGGACUCUACAAGGUUUCUGGAUGGCGGAUCAUUCAGGAUCCGAAGACCAAGGCAAUUCACUUUUACAUCUCCUUCGACCGUCUACCUUCAGAGCCACCUCUUGGUCCCGUGCUAGAACAUCCGAAUGCGGAAGAGCUAGAUGAUUACCGCGAGUACAAACGCAUCCGAAAAGAAAUCCGUCAGCAUCGUAAUCUUCUACGCCAUGGUCUGCGAUUUGGCGCGAAGAAUACACCUUCAACCUCUACUCAGGAUCGCAUAUCGAUGCCCAAGAAGGCUGAUAGCAAUGACACUACGAAGACCAUAAAGAAGCCGGUCGCCAAAAGGAGAGGCAGUUCCUUGCACAUACAGACUUCGGCUUCCGAACCCGCGUCCGACUCGAACACGCCAGCAAAGUCUGACGAUAAUCCUUUCUUUGCUAGCCCGAGUCCUGAUGACAAUCCUUUCUUCUCUGGCGGACUAGAUUCACAGACUGGUCUUGGCAAAAUCAAUACGUUACGACCCGACAUGAUCAAUUACGCACCUGUGCUCCAAGCUGCUUCAGCUGCCGGUGCAGCCAUUGAUCCAUUCUUUGCGAACGCCUUGGAAGAGCAUGCAGCGAAGAAGGCAGCUGCUUUUAGAUUGAGUAUCAGCCCGCCGGCAUCACCAGCUUCAGCAAGAGCAAAGAAGCUCAGUCUUGGUGGCAGGAAGUCAAUGAUAGGGUUCAUUGGUGUGAUUCCCGAGGCAGACGAGCAAAAAAGCAUGCCACAUGUUAGGCGGGACUCACAAAGUCCAGUGCUGUCCAAGAGUUGA
Molecule: messenger RNA, 1593 nt
Organism: Aureobasidium uvarum
Lineage: Eukaryota; Fungi; Ascomycota; Dothideomycetes; Dothideales; Saccotheciaceae
Source: the annotation of a GenBank genome assembly